CAUCGGAUCCCUGCAUGGCUGCAUCUAAAACAUCUAACAAAUGACCUUAAAGAUACAUUUACCCUUAUUGAGUUUUGCCUAUGUCUUAUGACUUACGCACACAACAAUAAAAGGUUGAAUUUUCAACGAAGGCGUCCAAACCCCAAACCUACGCAUUUUUUCUUUUCCCCAACCAACAGCUCCACUCUUUAUGUUCUUGUAAAUUCUUUUGGCUAAAGUUUCAGCUUUCAGAAUUGAAAAAAAAAAUGAUCAAACAGGUUCUUCUUGUUCUGCUCUUCUUGGCCUCUGGAUUGACCCUCUCAGUCUCAGAGACUGAAUCUGUUUCUCUUCUGCCUCACGCCGCUGAGUCCUUCAAUGUCAGCUAUAUCCAGAUGAAGAACGCCGGGACUUGUUCUUACUUGGUGGUUAUAUCUACUAGCUGUUCGUCUCCUAGGUAUACAAGGGAUCAGAUCAGUAUUUCUUUUGGGGAUGCUUAUGGCAAUCAGAUAUAUGCACCAAGACUGGAUGAUCCAGCUUCAGGUACAUUUGAGAGCUGUUCUUCGGAUACAUUUCAGAUAACUGGUCCGUGUGCAUAUCAGAUAUGUUAUGUGUACCUAUAUAGAUCUGGAUUAGAUGGCUGGAAGCCUGAAAGUGUGAAAAUCAAUAGUUAUAACGGCAGGGCUGUUACUUUCUAUUACAACACAUAUAUCCCCAGAGAUACAUGGUAUGGAUUUAAUUUGUGCAAUGGUGCUUCUUCUUCUUCGUAUCAGGUAUCAAUGCAGAAAUGGCUUAUAUUUAUGGUUCUAGGAUUUGUUCUUAGCUGUUGGUUGUAAGUUUAUGCAAUUUUCAUUUUAUAAUAUUUCACAUACCUUGUAGCCAUGAAACUUAGCACCAUAUGCAGAAGUAGAGACACGCCGGAUGUGUAAAACCCUUGUCAAAAGUUACUUGGCUUUCUUUUUUAAAUUUGUUUUCAGUUUAUGGUGUGUUUAAUGUUUGAACAAGAAGGGCCCCCAAUAGUAUCUGCUGAACCUUUCAUGUUUCAUCUGAGGGAGUAAAAUUGAAAUGAACUUUAAUUUGAAUGGAAGCUAUCGGAGUAAGAGUUGAUUUA
Molecule: messenger RNA, 1087 nt
Organism: Glycine soja
Lineage: Eukaryota; Viridiplantae; Streptophyta; Magnoliopsida; Fabales; Fabaceae
Product: embryo-specific protein ATS3B-like
Exons: 3
Coding region: 246-812 (188 amino acids)
Molecular function (GO): protein binding
Source: RefSeq, a predicted model, not a curated record